AUGGCCGACUCAAAACCCAACCGUCAGCUGCAUCUCACGGCCUUCAUGCGGCCAGUCUCGUUGCACACAGGUGCAUGGCGUUAUCCAGGUUCAUACCCCGAUGCCAACUUCAAUUUUAGAUACAUUGCCCAAUUUGCCCAAAAGCUAGAAGCCGCAAAGUUCGACGCCUUCUUCAUGGCCGAUCACCUAGCAGUGCUGAACAUGCCCGUCGAAGCUCUUAAGCGCAGUCAUACUGUGACUUCAUUCGAACCCUUCACGCUGUUAUCCGCUCUCUCUGCCGUCACAGACAAGAUCGGUCUUGCUGCCACUGCUAGUACGACUUAUGAUGCACCGUAUCAUGUUGCCCGGCGAUUUGCCAGUCUUGAUCAUCUGAGCGGCGGACGAGCGGCAUGGAACAUUGUUACUACUGGAAACCCAGAAUCGAGUCAUAAUUUCGGCUUCGAUGAACAUUUGGCCCAUGGCGAUCGGUAUAAGCGUGCCCGGGAGUUCUAUGAUGUCGUCACGGGGUUGUGGGAUAGUUUUGCCGAUGAUGCUUUUACCCGGAAUGUCGAGACGGGAGAAUUUUUCGAUCCUGCGAAAAUGCACGUAUUGAACCAUUCCGGUGACGAGUUGAAGGUUCGAGGGCCGUUGAAUAUUGCCAGACCACCGCAGGGAUGGCCGGUCAUUGUGCAAGCAGGACAAAGUGAGCCAGGACGACAGCUGGCAGCUGAGACUGCGGAGGUUGUGUUUUGUAGUCCGAAGGAUAUUGAUGGCGCGAAGGCGCUCUAUACGGAUAUCAAGGGGCGAGUGGAGAAGGCGGGACGAAAGAGAGAUCAAUUGAAGAUUUUACCUGCGGCAAUGAUUAUUGUGGGUGAUAGCAAGCAGGAUGCACAGGAGAAGAGACUGAAGUUAGAUAGUCUGGUGCAUUACGACAGUGCCAUUGCUUCUCUGUCGAUCUCACUUGGGGUGGACGUCAGUGGACUUGAUCCAGAUAGUCUGUUGCCCGACGACCUGCCCGAGACGAAUGCGAGCAAGACCAGCAGAGAGUCUGUUGAAAAGCUUGCUAAGGAAGAGGGACUGACAAUCCGCCAGCUUGCACAACGAUAUGGCGGAUACUCAGGGUUGACAUUCCUCGGUUCGCCGAGCGAUAUCGCCGAGGAGAUGGAGACGUGGUUGCGUGAGGAGGCUUCUGAUGGCUUCACAUGCACAUUUCCGUUCUUGCCACAGGGUCUGGAAGAGGUCACAGAUAGAUUGAUCCCUGAACUCCAGCGAAGAGGCAUUUUCCGCAAUGAGUAUACGGGCUCGACAUUGCGUGAACACUUCGGCCUGCCGAGACCCGAGAACCGGUUCUUCACUGGGGAAUCGUAA
Molecule: messenger RNA, 1347 nt
Organism: Penicillium coprophilum
Lineage: Eukaryota; Fungi; Ascomycota; Eurotiomycetes; Eurotiales; Aspergillaceae
Product: LLM class flavin-dependent oxidoreductase
Exons: 1
Coding region: 1-1347 (448 amino acids)
Molecular function (GO): oxidoreductase activity, acting on paired donors, with incorporation or reduction of molecular oxygen; monooxygenase activity
Source: RefSeq, a predicted model, not a curated record